ACGCGGUACAUGUUGCUCGUUUUCUGCUUUGAUGAAGUCCGCGCUAACGUUAUUUUUGAGUUUACUACCACGGCCGGUUCGGUACGCGUUAUUUCGCGAUUAUUAGAUUAAGAAAAUGUAAAAGAACUUUUUUUCGAUGUUGUAUAAAUCGUUUUUCGCGUUCGAUUUAUUUAAAUCGUACGCGACAACUUGUUUAUUUAAAUGUUCGUAAAUUACAGGACGACCGAGAUUAACACCUGUUAAAUAAAAAUUAUUCGAGUUACGCUUUUUUUUUGUAAAUAAAACUUUCGUUACCUUGGCGAAUGUAAACUGUUCUGUGUUCAUUGACAGAAAAGAUUUUGAGAAACAUCAAGAAUUUCUCAAGUUGAUUAAAAAAAGGAUGAGAUUUCUUUUAUUUUUGAUUAUCGUUUAUGUUUCAUUUGAAGUUAAUUUUUGUUGGACGAGUAUUGGAAAAAAUCCUGAUGAUUAUUCCGGAACUGGUUGUAAAGUAAAUGGAGUUGAGUUAGCCCCUGGAGAAAUUAAAGCGUUAGAUUAUCCUUGUUCUGAACUAUUUUGUACACCUCCAACUUAUAGAAUAAGCGGAUGUGCUACAAUUAGUGGUGGUAAAAAUUGCAAAAUAAGACCUGGUGAUCUUGAUAAACCUUAUCCAAAUUGUUGCCCAUUAAUGGAAUGCGUUGCUAAAGAAUAAAUUUUCCUCUUAAACACAAAACAUUGACUUAUAGCAGAUUUUUGUAAUUACCUUAGUUGGUGGGGGUUGUUAAAAACGAAUUCGAAAUUCGUCGUAAUUAUAACGACGAAUAGUUUGCAGGGAGUUUUCGCUCUGCUGCCGAGAGAUACGGAAAAGAGAAGAAGAAGAAAACUCUUUGGUAAUAAGACGAGUUUGCAAAAGUCAUUAUCGUACAACUUGAAACCCACCCAGAUAUAUUUCACGACUUACCCCAUCUGGAUUGUGUUUAUACGGUGGGCCUGUUCCGCAAAAUUCCACCAGAACAUCUUGCAGCUUUUUUGUGGAAUCUGAAAAAACGUAAAUAUAAAAGUUAAUUUCUUAAGUUUCAUUGCAAAUAUUGACUGGAGAUUUAAAUAAUCCUGAAAUGUUCGUACCGGAAGAGUUUACGUGGGUUUCAGGAAGAUUUCAGAGGGGUUUAAACCUUUCCCGUUUUAUUAACACCACCCCUUGAACUUUUAAGUUAAUUAAGUUAAUGAAAAUAAAUAAAUCUUGAAUUUAACUAGAA
Onthophagus taurus is the source of this 1232-nucleotide messenger RNA. RefSeq names its product short spindle 7. The record is from RefSeq and is a predicted model, not a curated record. Lineage: Eukaryota; Metazoa; Arthropoda; Insecta; Coleoptera; Scarabaeidae.